CACCACUGUCAAUAAUAAAAAUAUGUCUAAUUGUUGGUUUCUCUCGCACAUUAAUGGCUGACGAUAAAUUCCUUUCAUUUAAGUAGAAAAAUCAUCCCGAAACCGUCGAAAAUGGUACGUAAUUGAAGUUAAACGUGAGCUGUAGUGAUUGCGAUAGUUUUCCACGGUGAAGAAUCGAGUUUUCGGUGCGAAAAUGCAGUUUUUCCAAUCGGGUCGAUUGAGGUGCUACCCUGACUGACAUUUUUUGGUUCAUUUUUUUUCUGCUCCCGUGCUUCUGGCUGGCUGGCCACUGCGCUGGUUGUGCUUCUACGACGACGGAUGCUUUUCCGUCGCUUCUCGCAGCGGUAUUUGUGUGUACAGUGAACGCGUUCUCAUCGGUGUUGGUGGUCUUCGGUCGCUCGGUCGGUCGGUUCCCCGCAUACAACGGAGCGCUUUCAGCCAGCAGCCAGCCCGAGCAGCUUUGCCCUGUUUGAUGUGGUGUGUUGUGUGUUGACUUUUCGGAAGAACAGCCAGCGCCGAUUCGAUUCGAUUCGAGAUUGUGAGUUUGAGCAACAGCAGCAGUAGCAGAGCAGUGAGUCUUCUCGGUUCGAAAAGCUUCACAGUCGGCCAUACUCGGUCCAGAGACUGUUCCUUCCGAAAUGGGUGUCUACGGGUCUAGCAUCUGGCUGAACCGAGACGACAGGACACUUUUCUGGUGGUGUAAACAGUGCAAUCUGCAGUGAAGUGCAAACAGGAUUUGUGUACACGUACAUGGCAAAGGAUGCAUCACAGACAAUGACCGGUGCCAAUAGGCACUGUUUGUGAUGAAGCAGAAGCUCGUUGUGUCCCAUUCGCUAACCAGAGAAGCGUCGCAUAAAGAUUGACAUACAUCCCCACAAUAUACCCGUACCGCAGCUGUUCUAUAUGUGCGCAGAGUUACUUACGGUUUAGCCAGUAGGAGCAACAUAAUACACCAAUCGGUUGCCACGAUGGCGCUCAUCGAAUGUCCUGUGUGUACCCUUUACCUCCGGGCCGAUAUGAGCCUGGAGGAACAUCUUGGUACGCAUCCAACCGACAAGGUGAUCAAAGCUUUGGUGACCAUGGCUACCAAAGUGCAAACACCAACUCCAUCAGCACCUGCCAGCACAGCAGCCAGCCCAGUAGCCCACCACAGCAGCACAGCGUCACCCAUGGAGCUGGCAAUGAUGGCGGUUGCUUCCGGCUCACGACCCCGCACACCUCCGAACGCCCUCAUGUAUCACACCGGUGGGUAUGAGCCAAUGAAACAGGCAGCUCCGCCUCCUCCACCACCCCCACCUCCGGCACCACAAAUGGUGCAGAAUUCUGCUGUUCCAACGGCAAUAACGGUUGUCAAAGCUUCCGAUAUGGGCUAUCCGAUCAACAAUGUCAUGAUCGUCAAAAGUUGCAGUACGAAAUAUGUUCAACAAAUACCGCAAACUGGUAAUAGUGGGCUUGGGUCAUCAUCCGGAACGGCGACAAUUUACCCCUCAAGUUCAAUUGAUGGGCGAAACGUAUUCAUAGAGCAUGAUCGAGGAGGGAGUGGUCAUUUGGUGUCGCGGCGGCAAGUAGCACCGCCACCAUCGUUCUAUCCUCGUUACACCAACGAGCGCUACUCAGGUCCUCCUCCUCCCUAUAGUACUGCAAUCACUUCCACGAUCUCUGCCAACUCUCAGCUACAACAAGCUUCGAUGACAGCGCAGGCCCCAAAGUAUGAACAUAAAACGACCUUACAAUCACAGCAGUCUAGUUUCUGUUCGAAUACUUCAUCGCAGUCGGCCAUUGUAGGACAUGUAACAGCCACGCCUACUAUGACUCAGCAUCAGCAGCAGCAAAUAUAUCAGGCUCAUCCUCCUCCACCGCCUGCACUGGAAAUACAACAGCCAGCGGUCGCAAUCCACCAACCAAAUCAGCAACUACAGCUACAAACCACCAACUUCAAACAUCAAAAUAUGCUGCAAGCUCAGUACACGGAAAAAGAAGACGGGAACUUUCUGGUCACCGAAAACCCCAAGAAGGUCGUAGAGUACACGGAAAACGACGAGGGUGACUUUAUGGUGAUCGAAAAGAUUGUCAAGUCUCCACCGAGGAUCGUUCAAAUUGACGAAGAAAUGCCAGAAGAAGCAUCGACAUCUAAAUCCUGUGACCAGUUGGAGAAGAUUGACAACCUAAGUAAAGAAUACGCAGUGACGAUCGACGAUGACGAAUCUUAUGAAGAAGCAAGCAAAGAGGAUCAAUCGGAAGAGAACACAAUCGAGAUUAUCGAAAAUGAGGACGGAACAUUUGACGACAAUCGCGGGAGCUUCAGUGUCAAAGAAAUGCCCAAGCCGAUGCUUAUCAGUAGCAUCGGUAGUUCGAAAAAGUGCAAUAAAUUUAACUUGAUUGUCGAUACAUCGCCUCACAGUGCCGUCGGGGCGUCUUCGAGUGGAAUGGUCACGCCAAGAAAACGACCGACCAGUGGUUUGAAGGUGCUGAGCAACGUGAAGGUGACGACUGAUCUGUCGCAAGGCAUCAAGGAUAUUAUUUUGAAUCUGAACAGCAAAAACAAAGCAACCAAUGUCACUGGAAGCAAUGGAAGUGGCUGUUCCACCAGCACUGGGGAAGGAACGCCUACUUCGCUUAUCGCAGGAACGAAACCAACCGCUGUAAUAAACAACAAUUGCCAAAACGAGCUUAUCAUUAAUGCCGGCAGCAAUAUGCCUCCGAUUGAUCUCAACAAUGUCAACGACAUAGAAAUAAUUAACGACGACGAGGAAGAAAAUCGGUCCGAUGAGGAGGAAGAGUGCUACGUAGGUUCCAUGGAAGUGAAAGCGGCAACCAGUGAUGCUUUCCGUUUGGACAAAGAUACACUGGAAGCUGGCCCAUCUCAUAGUGCUUCCCGGACGACACCAACUCCCUCGGUGAUAACCAGUGUCAUCCGAAUGACUCCUCACUCAUCGCCGGUGGUCGUUCCGUUAGCCUCACCUCAACCAACCAACGUAGUGCAACCUCAAAUAAGCCCCCACAUUGACCCCAUAGAGACAAUUCAUCAUAUUGAGACUGCGCCAAACAAUACCGAAACUCAUGUCCCUGAAAGUUCGUGUGUAGAAAACACCGUGAAACAGCCACCGCCACCGCAGUUAACGAGAAAGCCUCCCCAAACAACCGGCGGUUGCUCCUCUGGACAUCUCCUGUUCAAUAAACCUCCGAAGAAAUUGACCGUAAAACUGAAAACUCCACUUCCACCGGCGCCUCCACCGACCCCUCCUCUUGUCGCCCCGGGUGGAUUUGCGGCUGUGGUACCGAAAACGGAGCACAUUGCUAGCGGUGAUUCCAUGGAAUAUCAGGAAUCUCAUCGGAACGACUUUUUGAAUCACGAUGCUGACUCGGAAGUUCUAUCGGCGAUAGCUGAGGAAACCAAGUACGCAAUUCCACAGCACGAUCAAUCAGAGCAGAUACCCAUCCCAUUCGCUGAUGACGGAAAGCCUUCCUCGUCCAACACGAGUUUAAAUGCGCCUUCGUCUUCAAACACGUUCACAACGUAUAUCACCACUAAAAUUGAGAACGAUGCUCAAGUCACGGAAUCGGUAGUUUUCAGCCAGUCUUCGUUAACUAGCGAAAGCACCAACUGCAGUAAGUCCGUACCAAGCCCUGUUUCGUUGAAUCCAAAUGAGGGACAUCAUUCGAGUCAGGACGCGACAACCACUGGCCUUCCGGUAGUGACCACGCAGGAGAUUGUUCAAACGACCACCACAACCACCACCGAAGUCGAAUGCUAUAACAUUACCUUCAUCGAUGACGACGAAGGAGGUAUUCUGAAUGAUCUUCCGGGUAGUUCAAGAUCCGUAGCGAUACACGAUGUUAUUGCGCAAAAUUUGGAAAUUAGUAACGAUAAUUGUACCACCACUACCAUUGUGAAACAAGACGAGGAAGUCGAGCAGAAAGGCGACUGCAAUGACAGUAAGAUAGAGAUAACUGAAAUUUAUGCGUUAUCGCCAGUUAGUGCUGGGCAAAUCCCGAAUGACACCGAAAACAUACAACCGACGUGUGCCCCCGAAGAAUUUGAACCGACGGAGCUGAAAAGUUGCAUAAAAAUUGAGAAAAUCGAGAAGCUGGCACAAAAUGAAGAAGAAUUAUCAAAUGGUGAACAUAGGAAAGAAGAAACUGAACAUAAGAUAGCUAAAAUUGAACCCUCGUUGCAUGUAUCUAGCAGUAGUAUUUACCAGAACGAUCAAAAAGACCUGCUCGAAGCUGGACCUUCGAGAGACAUCAAAACCGCUGCGGACAGUAACGACAGUGGCAGCGGUAGCGGCAACAAUGCCGAAAAUAUAGAACCAACAUUCCUAGAGUACAAUGAGGAGUACGAUGAGUAUGUUCCGGUCAGCGGUUACAUCCCGCAGGAGCAGAUUCCUCUGUCGUGGGUGCAGAAGUUCAGCCCCCAGUAUACUCCAUUCGACGAUCAGAACUCCUACAUGGACUUGGAUAUGUGCAGCAGCAAGACCAACUCCAACAGCGUCGGAGAGAACACCACGGCCAGUAGUAGGGGUAGCGGCAGUGGCGGCAGCGGCGGAAGUCACGGCAGUCAUCGCAUCGUCGACAACAGUAUGGAUCGGGCACCGUCGGCCGAGAGUCUGAACAUUAGGACCGACGAGAAAAUGCCCGCCAAAGGGGAAAUUUCCGAACAGGAAAGUAAUGGGGAUAUGGAACUGUCCUGGAAUAGGCUGUAUCCGGUUCACGAGAACAUCCCAAUCUACCCGAGUUCGUACGAUUUGUCCACGGCGCAGGAGUGCUGGAACCUGAGCAACCGCCAUUCCAAUGCGCACAACACCAACAGCAGUAGCAGCAGCCACGCCAGCAACCACAAUCAUCCGCACAUGGCAGGACCAUCGUCAUCCAGUUCCAACAUGGCGUCUUCGGGGCACCAUCUAGGACCACACGCGUCGUAUCACCAAUCGCACGGCAUGAGUUUCCAAUUCGCUCAGCAUGGUGAAAAUCGAACUGAUCUGGAAGAGCAAAUAGACGACAAAUCGAAAAUUCGGUUAGACUACGGCAUCAGUUGUGUGGGUGGUAACUAUGGAAGCAUGGGUCCCAGUGGUAGCGGUAGCGGCGCACUGAACGAUGACGCCAGUCGAAAGUUGGUAAAAAUCCGUACUUAUCGCUGUACAGAGUGUCCGAAAUCGUUUGCGACACUGAAACAACGGCGCACCCAUAUUCUGUCGGAGCAUGAGACCGACUUGAAGGUGAAUGUUUUAGGGGCGACAGGUUCGGCCACGGUGACAUCCGGCGCGUCGUCUUCGACUGUGACGUCGGCUUCGGCGCUUGGGUUCUUUUCUAGUCCGGCAACUACGUCGGCUGGGGAGGGAUGUAGCACUUCGUUGCUGAAUAAGAAAAUAAAGAUUGAACCACAGCCGGUCCUGAUGAGUUACAGUUCAUUGAAGCAGGAGCUGGAGCAGAAGCAGGAAGGCGGGGAAAUUGCUGGACCAGCAACUGUGGUGGCGGGUAGUAGUGGAGGGAACGGAGAAAUACGUCGAAAACGUACGUAUGUUUGUGGCACGUGUAAGCAUGAAUUCGAUAGAUUUAAAUUGUUUAAUGCUCAUCUGAUGGUACAUCCGGCUGAAUGUUAUACUUGCGGAAGAAGUUUCAAACAUUGGCCGAACUUUGCACUGCACAUCAAGAGGCACUUGGGUAUCAAAGACCAUCAAUGUAGGUUAUGUGGGAAGAAGUUCGUUAUCAAGCAGAAACUUAUCGAACACAUGAGAGUUCACACUGGAAAGGCGCCGAUCAAGUGCCCCGACUGUGACCAGCACUUCCGUCGGUUUUCGAAUUUGGCACAGCACCGGAAUCGGCACCACUUGAAUAAGGUUCCUUCGAAGAAAGAUUUUGUCUGCCACUGCGGUGAGGUGUUCCAAUCGAAAGCCAAAAUGGAGUGGCACAAGGAAAUCCACGAAAACAAGCCAAAAAGUUGUCCCUUCUGUCGGGAGAAAUUCAUCCACAAGAACAGCUUGACCAGACACAUCCGUUUGUCCCACACGGAAAAGUACGUGAAACUUGAAACGGCAACGGAAAUGUGCACCCUUUGCAAUCAACCGUACAUCAAGACCAGCAUGAAGCGUCACAUGGAAACGCACAACACCAACGAGCGGAUGGCUUUCUCCUGCACGAUAUGCAACAAAGUGUUCAGCACCAACUGGAACCUAAAGCAGCACCGAUGGACGCAUGCCAAUCCGACGCUUAAACCGUUCCAGUGCAAUAUGUGUUCGAGUGGGUUCGUUCGGGAGGCUGACUAUAUCACCCACAUGAACGCCCACAAAUCCAUACGUCCGUACACGUGCAACCACUGCGGAUGUCAGUUUAUUCGCAAGUAUAACUGGAUCCGGCACACCCGGGAGCACGAAACGGACAAGAACUACACGUGCGAGAUUUGCGGCCGGAAGUUCCACCGGAAGUACUACCUAACCGAGCACAAGCGGAUACACACCGGGGAGCGACCGUUCUCGUGCAACAUUUGUGGCAAAACUUCGUCGACCAAGACGAACCACAACAAGCACAUCAAGAUCCACCACGCCCGGGACCCAUUGACGGCGGAAGGCUAAGCUGAUCAAUUACCCCCGGCCCGGGGCGAUAAGUGUUCGUGUUUGGAAUAUCGCGUUGAAAUGCCGUACUACUACAUUUAUUAUUGUCGACGCAAGUUUGACCACAAAUAGUUCUUGAUUUGUUUUUAAGUUUCGGGAAUUAAUUGACUGCUAGCAAACAUGAUUAUGAAUGAAGUUACUUUUAAACACGAUGAUUUGUUUCCACUUAUUAUCGGAAAAAAUGUGCUAUCAAAACAUUGAACACCUAUCGGUUGCUGCUCCAAACAUUGAUUGGUUUGUUGACAUUGACUAGCUUGUAUAUUUUAUGUCUGAUGCAAUUAUCAUCAAUCUAAAUUUACCCAUUUAUUGUGUUGAUGUGCUUAGUUCCCUGUCCACCGUGUGUGGUUAUAUUCGCAUUAUUGGUCAGGUGUUUGUCGUAGUACUGCUCCUACCUUUCGAUCACCACACUACCGUCUAUCAUGAUGCUCCAAUCUUUUUCACACAAAUUGGCUCGCUAACUACAUACAUGUUUCAUUGAAAUUCUGAUAAAUGUUCCAUGACUCUACUUUCUUACUGGAACCUGCCUAGCUUCAGAUAAAGACUAAACGACAAUGUACUUCGUUUUGCUGGUGUUGUAGGGCCAAUUCUUGAUGUUUCACUUUUGAAAUGCACAUAUGAUUGUUGCAUGGCUCGACGACCGAUUGCGAUGAUAUCGAUCAGUUUCGUCUAAAAACCGUGUUAGUAUCUGUCAAAACUUCUUCAUUUUCACUUAAUCAAACGCCUCUUUGAAAUCAAUAAACAGAUGUGUCUAAACCUGAGAGUCUAAACUGAUAGGAACAGAUAGGAACUGAAGAGCGAUUUUUUUUUCGAUCAAUGUAGCUGUAGAAAACAUGUAGAAUAGCAAUAUUAACCUACAAAUCGACAUUUAAGUUUUGAUAGCAUAUUUUUCUCGAUAAAAGUAGCAACUUAAAAAUCGUGUUAUUGUUUUGAGCAAUAUUGUUUUGCCUUGUUUUGUAUGGUUGCUCCUCCAGCUAGGUGCAACCAUCUCAAAAAGAAAUUAGUUAUAUUGGUACAAUGAAAGGUUUUCUUUCCCACGGUAGACGACGAUAUGAAAUCAAAAAUAGACAAAAUAGUGUAUAACAUUAUUUAUUUUAGCAUAAAAUUCGUUUUACUAAAUAAUUACGGUACGCAUUCUGCAAAAGUAAUGCCUGAUCAUAGUAAGGAGAAUAAAUAUAAACAAAGAACUGAUUUGCUAACACAGAAUUUUAGGAUGAUAGCUUCAGACUUCAGAAUACAUUGAUCUUUUAUUACGGUGGUAAACGUAAGUCUCCGCGCGUUUUAAGGUGGUUUGAUUUGGUUUAGUGACAUGGAAAAAAAAUAAAACAUUCGUCGAUGGUCCGCAGUAACCUGCUAUAAUUUCGUUCAGUAAAAGCUGAUGUCAGCUUGUGCAAUAAUUAUUACAAAAAAAUUCUGCGAAUUUAUACCUAGUUAAUACGACAUUUUACAAAUCCUACAAUACAGCAAAAAAAAAAACACUAAACAAGUCACCGAUAGGAAACAUUCAAUUCCGAAAUAAUAAAAGUUUCGUAUUAUUCUAUCAAACAAAUAAA
This is a messenger RNA of Aedes albopictus (Asian tiger mosquito), 8158 nucleotides long. RefSeq lists its product as uncharacterized. NCBI's taxonomy places the organism in Eukaryota, Metazoa, Arthropoda, Insecta, Diptera, Culicidae. The record is from RefSeq and is a predicted model, not a curated record. The transcript has 5 exons. Bases 969 to 6569 code for a protein of 1866 amino acids.